AUGAUUUACACCCUUCACCUGUGCUUAUCUUGGUUUUCAGCUACCAGAAAGGUAAAAUACCACGUAUAAUUCCCAAAAAAAACGGACACUAAAGCGAUGGGCUGUCCUACGUUAACGGACCUUGCUGAUACGGUGUACUUCUUCUUAUCAGCAAAAAUAGUCAGUUUCGUCUAAUUGAGGUGGCCGAGUCGUACGGCGAUGGCUUCGCUUCUUAAGUUUCAUCAAAUUUAUUUAUUAAACUUCAGGGUUAGAUUUGAUGAAAAAAAUUUUUAUAGAAAAAAAUUUGACGAUUUUUUUAGUUCCGUGAAUUUUCUCCUUGAAAAGUUUUUUUCUUCCAAGAAGUAUAUCGGGUGUUUUAGAAACACAAUUUCUGAAUUUCUCAGCAUAAAUUCUAUAACUUCGCUGUUCAGGCGACAUCCAAAAAUAGUCGUCGCGCGUGUGUUCGUGAUCAUGUGCUAUAUUCCCAUUUAUCGUUUGUUUCCUCAUUUUAAUAAUUUUUCUUGUUCUUUUUAAAUGAACGUUAAAAAUGAUUUCCGUAGAGGGAAGAACGCUCCCUGGCUACAACGUAAAUAUGUUUAGGACAUUUAUCACUACCAACGGCAGAAAAAUACUUCAGAAGAACUCAUUCGCCUCGACAGCUUCUUCGGCUUGUCCAAACAGGCUCUCACUCUUUGAACUUCUUUACUCUGUCAUUCCGAUUCGGAGCCAACUCUGCUCUAGAUGUGAUCACAACAUUUCGCCGACCAGCUUUAGAAGGAUCCUCGACAGCAACGACGUUUACGCAAACGUUCCGGCCAGACUCCUCUAG
Caenorhabditis auriculariae is the source of this 808-nucleotide messenger RNA. The record is from the annotation of a GenBank genome assembly. Lineage: Eukaryota; Metazoa; Nematoda; Chromadorea; Rhabditida; Rhabditidae.